Molecule: messenger RNA, 3380 nt
Organism: Cylas formicarius (sweet potato weevil)
Lineage: Eukaryota; Metazoa; Arthropoda; Insecta; Coleoptera; Brentidae
Product: lachesin-like
Exons: 8
Coding region: 42-1349 (435 amino acids)
Cellular component (GO): neuron projection
Source: RefSeq, a predicted model, not a curated record
UGCUACCCUUAAAUAGUCGCACCGCUUGUCACAUCCACGGCAUGAAAGUCACGCUUCUCCUUUUUUGCACUCUUCUUCCGGUCAAUUUUACGAAAGGUCAGCUAGCUGAAGAACCCGAGCCCGAAUUUUUAGCCCCUUUGGAAAAUCACACCGUUCCUCAAGGAAGGGACAUCUUUUUCACCUGCGUCGUCAACCAUUUAUCGAGCUAUAAGGUUGCGUGGAUAAAGUCGGACAACAAAGCUAUUUUAGCUAUUCACACUCACAUGGUGGCUCAAAAUCCUCGCCUCUCCGUUACUCACAAUGGCCACAACACGUGGAAGCUGCACGUACAAAAGGUACAAAGGGAAGAUUCCGGAACUUACAUGUGCCAAAUAAAUACCGAUCCCAUGCGAAGCCAGAUGGGAAUAUUAGAGGUGGUAAUUCCUCCAGACAUACUUCCAGAUAACGAAUCGUCUGAAAGUUCGGGGGUGGUAGAGGGCGGUACGAUUAGAUUAAGAUGCAGGGCAACGGGGGUCCCUCUACCAACGGUCAAUUGGAAAAGGGAGGAUGGCAAGAAUAUUAUUAUAAGACACGAAUUGGGCCGAGAAAAAUCUGUAUCGAGCUUUGACGGCGAAAUUUUGACACUGACAAACGUGCAAAGAACGGAUAUGGGCGUUUAUUUGUGCAUCGCAAAAAAUGGAGUGCCUCCUUUAGUCAGCAAAAGAUUUGAUGUUGUAGUUCAUUUUCAUCCCUUAAUAAUUGUUACGAAUCAGUUAUUAGCAUCGCCGAUUGCACGCGACGUUGUAAUGCAGUGUGGGGUGCAAGCUUCCCCAAAAGCUAUGAACCAUUGGAUGCGUGAUACCGGUGAAAAAAUAAUACCAAGCGAAAAACACGAAAUGGAAGAAAAAAUCGUAAACGAAUAUUCACUGGAAAUGAACCUUAAAAUUCGUAACAUCGAGCGCAAAGACAUCGGAGGAUAUAUAUGUACGUCAUCAAACGCCUUGGGCAAAGCUGAAGGCACAGUCAGACUUCAAGAGAUUCACUUGCCUUUAGAAACGACAUCAACAACUACCACUCCUAAAUACGUGGCUCCCAAAACGCAUAAACCCCUCGCCAAAGAAAAACCAGCGAAAACCAAGACAGGGAAAACGAGGAAGAAAGAAUUUGAAAGCAAAAGGGAAGAAAUUUCUCCUUUUGUCUUAUUUGUGGAUAAUAAGCUUCUCACACCGUCAGUAACAGUAGCAACAACGACUAGUCAAUCACCUGUAAUUCUGCAACAAACAAAUAUCAGUUCGUCGAAAGUAUCUACCUCAGUUUACUUGUACUUUUUAUUAUUUUAUCACUUUAUUUUUACACAAAAAUCAUACUGAGGGAUGAGUUUUUUGUACAAAAAUUAAAAUCGUUUUAUUGUUAUCGAUUCAUUGACGUUUACAUAUUGACAGGUCAGUUUUAUUUAAUUUUGUCGCCUAUCGAGAUUUAAAAUUCUAAAAUACAUUUCUGACAACCUCACCCUAGUGAUAAUCCAAAAUAUAAUCGGAGUGUUACUUUCGACAUUAUGCUAUUGAAGGAUGCAGAAUAAGACGGCCUGUUUAUUAACCACGGCCUGUCUCUAUGCGGAGUAGUUUAUUCGAGUUAUAAUGAAGACGUAAAGAAAAAAAAUCGUUUUUCCAAAUAAAAAAAAUUACGCAUAUAUUGUAUCUUACAAGCUACUGCUUUGCAAAGCGAUAUACGCUGCAAAGCUCUUUAUGUUUGUUAAUAUUGAUAGCAGUCGAAAUUAUAAUUUUGCCAUUUUGGAGUUCCACUCCUAUCCAAAUUGUUAUGUUGUCGCAGAAGAAUUUCAAGUUGCCCGUCAUGCUUAAUCUUCGAACAAACAUGUGCAUGUAAUAACAAAUUUGUUGUAACAACCUAUAAGCAGUCUUCCCAGUACGUUAUAAAUAUAAAUACAAAAAUUAGAUAAAAUUUAGUCUAAGGAAAUUGGGUUUAAAUCACUGAUGCCCCUUAUAUAAUACAUACAGGGUAUUUGCGUUCACAUCACUUUGUAUAUUGAAAUUGUACGCAGUUAAGAAUUGGUUGCUGUGAGGCCAUUUUUCAAAUUAACUGAAAAAAUGGGGAAAGUUAUUUGGGCACUUAAAAAUGAUUUAAAUUAAUUUUGAUAAAAUAUCUAUUUGACUAUUAUUCUGCGUACCCAUUUAUGAAUUUAUAUCAAACGUGAAACAAUAUUAAGUAUAAGCGUAGAGACAUUAGACAAUAACAAAUGAAUCAAUAUUGUAUUGCUCAAAUUUAUUUGCUGCCGUCUUUGGUGCAAAAUGAAUGGUGUGAAAUAUGACAAAAAAUCGAAGAGAAAAUUUGCAACAAUAUUGAAAUUUGCAAACCGACAACAAAUACUCCAAUGUAGUUAAAAGAAAGCGUCUACUACUCUGGAUAAUUAAACUUUUUCGAUAUUGAUCACCCCAUCCAAUAUAAAAAAGCAGGCAGCGGAGGAAUCUAAUAUUCAUAUUUGAUAUUAUUUCAAUGAAAAACUCCUGCAGCAUAUCACUAAGAUGGUACAGGGAUCAACGACAAUAGAACUGACAAUAAAACUACAGUAAGUGCCAAUUUGUUGGAAGUGCAGUUUAGUAGUGACAAUAAUCAGAGGCAAGAAAUUAUUAGGACCUAACAUAUCCUAUGAACUGCUUUAAAAUUAAAUUAUCUGUACUAUAGAUUUUGGGUCUCUGAAGGUUCAAUUUUUUUAUUAACACAUGCGCUUUCUUAAAUGGAUGAAACAAAUUUUAGGGACUGAUUUUUCAAAUAAAAUCUCUUUUGUUGAAAAUGCGCUUUAUAAGAAGGCAAUAAUCAACCUUUCGUCACUCUCAAAAAUUAUUCCCGAAGACUGAAUACGGGUAACCUCAAUUAAAUCUGCAUGGAAAAUGAACACCUAAAAUUUUUUAACAACCGUUUAUAAAAUAUAAAACAGAAACUAUAUGUGUGGUAAGACGUCUGAGAAAUAUUCGGUGGAUUCAUAUCAAUGGCACAGCAGUCAUCACUAUAUUACUAACUGCAAUAUUCAGGUAAAAUUAAUUUGAAUAAAAUCCUUUUUUAUUUUCAAUGCAGGAUACCUACGCUACCGUUUAAAAAAAGUAUCGAAAAUCGAAAAUAUGGGUAACGUAUAUUACAAAAACUACUAAUUUGGUAAUCCCCCGUUUUUUUCACAUAUUUUUGGCAACUAAAAAUAUUUUUCGGUAGCAUUUACAUAUAUGGGAGAUAUUCUAGUGUAACAUCAAAUUAAUAGAAGUAUUUUUUACGUUCGUUUCGUAGAAUGGACUACAAUUAUUAUUACAGUUCAAAUCUGGAAACGAGAUAUAUUAUACAAUCAGAAUGUUGUUUAAUUAUAAUAGUUAUGUAAUUAAACGAAUGUUAUUAAA